AUGGAUUCUAUGUUUUGUCUUCUCUCACCAUCUCCUACAAAGCUCUUCCCUUUCAAGAAACUGCCUUCAAUUUCUGCCUCAAAAACGAGAGUUUUCUCUUUAUCAUCUGCUUCCACGACCUCUUCUCCACAGCCAAAAACACCCUCUACAAGAAAACGCUCUUCUUCAAAGCCCAACAAAGCCCCAUCUCCAAAAUUAUCCACAACUUCAACAAGUACUCGAGAAACAAGCACCCCAGUCUCCCUCCCUCUCAAAAAGGUUCUGGUGCCAAUUGGGUUUGGUACAGAAGAAAUGGAAGCAGUUGUUUUAGUUGAUGUCUUGAGGAGAGCUGGUGCAGAGGUGAUUUUUGCUUCUGUAGAACCACAGCUCGAGAUUGAAGCUGCAGGUGGCACUAGAAUUGUUGCUGAUACCUCUAUCGCUAAAUGUGCUAAUGAAGUUUUUGAUCUUGUUGCUUUGCCGGGAGGAAUGCCAGGCUCCGCAAGGUUGAGAGAUUGUGAAGUUCUCAGGCAAAUUACAAGCAAACAAGCUGAGGGUAAGAGAUUAUAUGGAGCUAUAUGUGCCGCUCCAGCAGUCACUCUUCUUCCAUGGGGCCUUCUGAGGAGAAAGCAGAUGACAUGUCACCCUGCAUUUAUGGACAAGCUUCCUACUUUCUGGGCUGUUUCGUCAAAAAUUCAAGUUUCAGGAGAGCUUACAACAAGCCGGGGUCCAGGUACUUCUUUCGAGUUUGCUCUAUCCUUAGUAGAUCAGCUGUUUGGAGAGUCUGUUGCCAAGGAGGUUGGACAAUUGUUGCUGAUGCAAGCUGAUGACGAUACCCAGAGAAAAGAAGAAUAUAACAAAGUUGAAUGGUCUUUUGAUCAAAAUCCUCGUGUUCUCAUUCCAAUUGCAAAUGGUUCUGAAGAGAUUGAAAUAGUUACAACUGUAGAUAUUUUAAGGCGGGCAAAGGUGGAUGUUGUGGUAGCUUCAAUAGAAAGUUCGGUGCAAAUUUUGGCAUCACAAGGCAUAAAAAUUGUUGCUGACAAGUUAAUUGGUGAUGCUGCUGAAUCAGUAUAUGAUCUAAUCAUUCUUCCAGGAGGAAAUGCUGGGGCUGAGCGGCUACACAAAUCUAAGGUUCUAAAGAAGCUGCUCCAAGAGCAAGACGCAGCUGGCAGGAUAUUUGGAGCAGUUUGCUCUUCCCCUGCAAUUCUUCACAGACAGGGUUUACUAAAGGAUAAGAGAGCCACUGCUCAUCCCUCUGUUGUGACCAACCUAAACAAUGUUGUAAAUGGCGCCAAAGUAGUUAUUGAUGGUAAAUUGAUCACAAGCAAGGGACUUUCUACCGUAACAGAUUUUGCAUUGGCUAUUGUGAGCAAACUUUUUGGUCAUGCAAGGACAAGAUGUGUAGCUGAGGGCCUUGUUUUUGACUAUCCUAGGAGUUAA
Molecule: messenger RNA, 1416 nt
Organism: Dovyalis caffra
Lineage: Eukaryota; Viridiplantae; Streptophyta; Magnoliopsida; Malpighiales; Salicaceae
Source: the annotation of a GenBank genome assembly